Messenger RNA from Seminavis robusta, 975 nucleotides. The record is from the annotation of a GenBank genome assembly. NCBI's taxonomy places the organism in Eukaryota, Bacillariophyta, Bacillariophyceae, Naviculales, Naviculaceae.
AUGCUACAAUUAGCUCAAGCCGUACAAGAGUUGAUUGAAAACACACCGUAUGCCGGAGGCGUUCUGUCAUUUGCCAUGCACAUGGCGGGGGACUCUAUGGCGGCCGAACAAGUGGCUCAAAGUGCCAUUCGUAAGGGGUUUGAUGAUCCUUGGACCAUUCAUGCGGUUGCUCAUGCACUGUCGUCGCAGGGACGGGCUCACGAAUGUGCGUUGUGGUUAGAACAACACCGAGCAAAAUCCAGCAAUUGCAAUGCCUUUAUGAAAGGUCACAUGGAGUUUCAUCUCGCACUCUGCUUUAUUGAUACUUGUGAUCAAGCCAAGCUCGACACUUUGAUUGCCACCAAUUUGUGGGGCACAAUGUCGAAGGACAUGAAAGCAGAGUAUUGGAAUGCCGCAGCACUUUUGAAUGUCUUGUGGAAGGCAGAGAUUCAUAACGUCAAGCUUCUUUCCACACAAAAAUCAUCAGACUGCAUCGAAGAGGCACUGCAGAAUGUCACCGACGCCCUAUCGGGUGCCGCAAACAAGUCCAAGUCUCUUGUCUUUUCUCUCUGCAUAUUCCGAUAUACCGAAGGGUCGCAAAGAGACGAAUGGAACAAGGAACUCAUCAUAAUAUCACCCAACGACGAAUCUGAAUCUGAUGAAACACAAAAAGUGUUAUCGGCCCUUGCCAGUGCCAUUUCUAUAGUAUAUCAUCAUGGCGGAGGAGACGCAAAUGAUAAUGAUAAAUGGGAAAAGGCGGCAAAACUGAUAGCCCCAGUGGCAGAUAAACUUGAAACGUUGGGAGCGUCGCCAGAACAAAGAGAAGUAUUGGAAGACUUUGUUGGAUUGGUGGGCAUGAUGGAAGGCAACUUGAAUAGAAAGAAAUCAAAGAAUGAAAAUGAAAACACUGAUGGGAGCAUCGACCUACAAGCAUGGUAUAAUCGAAAUCAAAGGCCCAAUGUCUCAUUCUACGAGCGCAUUAUGGCUGGCAAGUAA